Molecule: messenger RNA, 1403 nt
Organism: Rhinichthys klamathensis goyatoka
Lineage: Eukaryota; Metazoa; Chordata; Actinopteri; Cypriniformes; Leuciscidae
Product: alcohol dehydrogenase class-3-like
Exons: 10
Coding region: 152-1288 (378 amino acids)
Biological process (GO): formaldehyde catabolic process
Cellular component (GO): cytosol
Molecular function (GO): zinc ion binding; S-(hydroxymethyl)glutathione dehydrogenase [NAD(P)+] activity
Source: RefSeq, a predicted model, not a curated record
UUUGAAUAAUCGUAUAGCAGCUGUGCACUAGUACAAAGUACACUAGUACCAGCAGAUCCUCUCCCGAGCCCUGACAAAAACAGCUCUGAAUGAGGCAGUUUAUUGACAACUUUGGAAACGAUUCAUUGUAUUAAAAGUGUGUGUGGUUAUCAUGGAAACUGAGGGUCAGGUGAUCAAGUGCAAGGCAGCAGUGGCUUGGGAACCAGGGAAAGCAGUCUCCAUUGAGGAAGUGGAGGUUGCCCCUCCCAAAGCACAUGAAGUACGAAUUAAGAUAGUAGCAUCUGGAGUAUGCCACACAGACUGGACUUUCCUGUAUGAGGUUGGUAAAACUAUGAAUCCCCAGCCCUUUCCUUUGGUCUUGGGACAUGAGGGGGCAGGAGUGGUGGAGAGUGUCGGUCCAGGCGUCACAAAGAUGUCCAAAGGAGAUAAAGUUAUUACUCUAGUCGUGCCACAGUGUGGAAAAUGUGAACGCUGCAUGAGUCCAAAGACAAACCUCUGCACCAAAAACUGGGAGCAAACUCAGCAGUGUGUUCUUGCUGAUGGCACUAGCAGGAUCACCUGUAAGAAUCAGCAGGUCCAUCAGUUUAUUGGUAUCAGCACCUUCUCUGAAUAUACUGUUGUGCCAGAGGACAACGUCACCAAGAUUCACCCAGACGCUCCGCUGGACAAAGUCUGUCUGCUGGGCUGUGGAGUGUCUACAGGAUAUGGGGCAGCAGUAAACACAGGCAAUGUAGAAUCUGGCUCUACAUGUGCAGUGUUUGGUUUGGGAGCUGUCGGACUGGCAGCGGUCAUGGGAUGCAAGGCUGCCGGUGCCACCAGGAUCAUCGCCGUUGACAUCAACCCAGACAAGUUUGAGAUCGCCAAGACGUUUGGGGCCACUGAGUUUGUGAACCCUAAAGACCACAAUAAACCCAUUCAGGAGGUGCUGAGGGAGCUGACGAAUGGUGGCGUUGACUUUGCUAUCGAGUGUGUGGGGAACGUGGGAGUCAUGAGGGCUGCUGUGGAAGCGUGCAGUCCUGCAGGGGGAGUCUGUGUGAUGGUGGGCUGGACCCGGAUGGGGGAACUAACUCUGGUCUCUGAGGAUAUUCUGCUUGGAAAAACUCUGAAAGGCUCCUAUUUUGGUGGUUGGAAGAGUGUUGACGCGGUGCCCAAGUUGGUGCAGGAUUAUAUGAGUGGGAAGCUUCUGCUGGAUGAGUUUGUGACACACAAUCUGACUUUAGAUCAGGUUAACCAUGCCUUCGAUCUCAUGAUUACUGGAAAAAGUAUUCGUACAGUGAUCAAUAUGUGAAAUGAAGGAAGCGUCCUGUCUUCCUCAAACAGAACAGUGUUUAUAUUCUGUUCAGACAUUACAGGAAGAAGAAUAAAAGUUGUCAAAUACUAUGCAAUAAAGCAAUUAAACAGCA